Molecule: messenger RNA, 1848 nt
Organism: Echinops telfairi (small Madagascar hedgehog)
Lineage: Eukaryota; Metazoa; Chordata; Mammalia; Afrosoricida; Tenrecidae
Gene: PLPPR3
Product: phospholipid phosphatase related 3
Exons: 7
Biological process (GO): phospholipid metabolic process; phospholipid dephosphorylation; signal transduction
Molecular function (GO): phosphatidate phosphatase activity
Source: RefSeq, a predicted model, not a curated record
AUGAUAGAGAACGGAUACGUGCAGGUGGACGGAUGGGUGAGUGGUGGCUGGGUGACGGGUGUGGUUGGAUGGAUGGCUGGCCGUGGCUCCCCACAGCUGCCCAUUGUGGCCUCCUCCAUUGUCUCCCUGUACUUCCUGGAGCUGACCGACCUCUUCAAGCCGGCCCAAGUGGGCUUCCGCUGCUAUGACCGCACGCUCUCCAUGCCCUACGUGGAGACCAGUGAGGAGCUCAUCCCUCUGCUGAUGCUUCUGAGCCUGGCGUUUGCUGCGCCCGCCGCCUCGCCGCUGGUGCACAUCCCCGAGGAGGGGACUCAGGUGGGGGCCGGUCUGUCCCCCAAGAGUAGCGCCGCCGUGCGUGCCAAGUGGCUCAUGAUGGCCGAGAAGACCGGGCCGGCAGCGGCCGCGCAGCCCCGCGUGGCCAACCCACCGCGGCUGCUGCAGGUCAUUGCCAUGUCCAAGGCACCGGGCGGCGCGGGCGCGGCCACCAAGGCGGCCGAGACAGGCUCAUCGUCCAGCGCCAGCUCCGACUCGUCGCAGUACCGGUCACCGUCGGACCGGGACUCGGCCAGCGUGGUCACCAUCGAUGCGCAUGCCCCGCACCACCCGGUGGUGCACCUGUCAGCCGGGAACGGGCCCUGGGAGUGGAAGGUAGCAGGCGGUGGGGCCAAGGGGCCCGACGGCGACGGCGCCUACGAGCUGGGCGACCUGUCCCGGGGCUUCCGCGGUGGGCCCCGGCCACCUGGCCUGUCCCCUGGCUCGUCCAUUAGCGAUGUGGACCAGGAGGAGCCGCGCUUUGGGGCCGUGGCCACGGUCAACCUGGCCACCGGCGAGGGUCUGCCCCCACUGGGCGCAGCUGACGGGGCUCUGGGCCAGGGCAGCCGCGAGUCCACGCUGCGGCGAAAGAUCGGCAGCCUGUCGCUGGGUGAACGCGACGCGCCAAGCAUGGAGACAGAGGCUGAGAGCUACUACCGCAAGAUGCAGGCGGCGCGUGUCCACGUGUUUGGCCUGUGCGCCACGGCCCUGGUGACCGACGUCAUUCAGCUGGCCACAGGCUACCACGCGCCCUUCUUCCUGACCGUCUGCAAACCCAACUACACCCUCCUGGGGACGACGUGCGAGGCCAACCCCUACAUCACGCAGGACAUCUGCGCCGGCGCCGACACGCACGCCAUCCUCUCGGCGCGGAAGACGUUCCCUUCGCAACACGCCACGCUGUCCGCCUUCGCAGCCGUCUACGUGUCGAUGUACUUCAACUCGGUCAUCUCGGACACCACGAAGCUGCUCAAGCCGAUCCUGGUGUUCGCCUUUGCCAUUGGGGCGGGCGUGUGCGGUCUGACCCAGAUCACGCAGUACCGCAGCCACCCCGUGGAUGUCUACGCCGGCUUCCUCAUCGGCGCGGGCAUUGCCGCCUACCUGGCCUGCCACGCCGUAGGGAACUUCCAGGCCCCGCCUGCGGAGAGGCCGGCCGCGGCGGCGCCACCCCCGGCCAAGGACGCGCUGCGCGCCCUGACGCAGCGCGGGCACGACUCGGUGUACCAGCAGCACAAGUCCGCGAGCACGGACGAACUGGGCCCUCCUGGGCGGCUGGAGGGGGCGCCGCGGCCGGUGGCUCGCGACAAGAGCUCGCUGGGCAGCCUGAAGCGCGCCAGCGUGGACGUGGACCUGCUGGCGCCGCGGAGCCCCAUGGGCAAGGAGAGCAUGGUGACCUUCAGCAACACGCUGCCGCGCGUCAGCACGCCCUCGCUCGACGACCCCGCGCGCCGCCACAUGACCAUCCACGUGCCGCUCGACGCCUCGCGCUCCAAGCAGCUCAUCAGCGAGUGGAAGCAGAAGUCGCUGGAGGGCCGC